AUGCUGCUCUGUAAAUCAGUUAGCGUGUGGCUUCAGGCCGCUAAGCCAAGUUGUUUGCACUUUUGGCCACAGACCCGUUUUCCUCACUAUUUUCUCUUGAGAAUAUUGGCCGUACCUUCCUCCAUUCUCUCUGCCCUGCUCCCUGUGCCUCCCUCCCGCUCAGCAUCUCCUGGCGGCUCCUGCUUUCUCCUCUCCGGUGCUGCUUCCCGCUCGCGCUCUCUUUCUCCUCCUUUCCCCAGCCCUCUCUUCCUCUCCCAUCCCCUUCCCUCUCUGCUUCUCCCUCCUCCCCUUUCCUUCGUGGCUUCCCCCUCUGUCCUCCAGCCCUCAUCCCUUCACAAGCCCCCUCUCCCUGCUGCAAUGCCCGGCUCCCCUCCCCUUCCCAGCCGCCGUCCAGCUCCCCGAGGCCCGGCCCGGCCGCCGUUUCCCGGUCCCCCCAGGGCAGCCCUGCCCGCGGGAGAGGGAUGGGGAACGCGGCUGGCGGCUCUCUCCGCGCCCGCCGCCGCCGCUGUAGUGCCGAGCUGCCGUCUCACGAGGCUGCCAGUCCGCAGCGUGGAUUUUACCCGAGGUACCGAUAACAUCACCGUGAGGCAAGGGGACACAGCCAUCCUCAG
This is a messenger RNA of Pipra filicauda (Wire-tailed manakin), 611 nucleotides long. Its product is annotated as wiskott-Aldrich syndrome protein homolog 1-like. The record is from RefSeq and is a predicted model, not a curated record. Lineage: Eukaryota; Metazoa; Chordata; Aves; Passeriformes; Pipridae. The annotation marks the transcript as partial. The transcript is spliced from 3 exons.